GGCGCUCGACGCCGCGCGCGCCGCUCGUCGUGUCAGUCGCGAACGGAACGGAGCAGGGAGAGGUCCACCUCGGCACAGUCCGAGCUACCAACUCCCCGGCCAGACCCGAUCGCGCCGGUGUUCGUGAGCGUGUACCUGGGCAGUGUGGCUCGGCGAUUCGGCGACACUCAGUGGAUUGAAACGGCGCAAAAGGCUCACACACUGCAAGGAUGCUGCUCCGAAGAUUACUCUUCGCCACCUUAUUGAUAGGGUUGGUGGCAUCCAAUGCUGAGGAGACUCCUGAGGUGGUGAAGGCGGUGACGUCAGAGGACGAGCCGCAGGUCGCCGACAAGAUCGACGUCGACGUGGAUCAGAUCGCUCUAGAAUCUCGAAUCGACGAGAGCACCGCCGACGGACCCACGCCCGUCCAGGUGCCCGCUCCCGAGGGCUUCCCCGACGCGGAGGAACGCAGCAUCGAGCGCGACUCGGACAUCGGACACGGUGGAGGACACGGCGGACACGGCGGAGGACAUGGCGGACACAGCGCUCCGUCCUCCGGCUACGGCGCUCCCAAACCGUCUGGAGAGUACGGCCCUCCGCAUCCUCCGAAGGGCGGCCCGCGCGGCCAGGGCCCGAUCCCGGUGCCGUACCCCGUGCCUGUCCGGCCUGGAACUGUUGUCCUUCCCCACGCUCCGAGCGGCGGACACGGCGGCGGACACGGCGGACACGGCGGCGGACACGGACGUCCCAUCGGCCACCCCAAGGGCAUCGGCCGGCCGCUCCGCCCCAGGCCCCACUACGGACCCCCUCCCCACCGUCCCCGUCCCCGCCCCCGCCCCCAGUACAGGCCUCCCAUCCGUCACCCCAAGCCCUCCUACGGACCCCCCAAGGCUACCUACGGACCCCCUAAGGCCACCUACGGACCUCCGCCCAAGCCGAAGCCCGCAUACGGACCACCCAAGGCUACCUACGGACCCCCGCCGAAGCCCAAGCCCGCCUAUGGGCCGCCGAAGGCUUCCUAUGGACCUCCCCCUAAGCCCAGCGGCGAGUACGGUGCUCCCAAGGGCGGACACGGCGCUGGACACGGAGCCGGACACGGUAGCUCUGGCGGACACGGAGCCGGACACGGCAGCUCUGGCGGACACGCAGUCUCUGGAGGACAUGGCGCCGGACAUGGCGACUCGCACGCGGGAGGAUCUGUCCACCAGUCAUCGUACGUCGCGCCGGCUCCGGAGGUGACCUACUCCGAGCCCCAGGCCAGCCACGGAGACAGCCACGGCCACAGCAGCGGCGGCGGAGGUCACAGCAGCGGCGGACACAGCAGCGGAGGUCACAGCGGAGGAGGACAGAGCUACUCUGCCCCGGAACCGGUUUACAGCGCGCCCGCUCAGCCGGCCGAGGCGUACGAGGCUGCGCCGGCCAACCACGAGGUGUCGGGUGGUUAUGGCGCUCCUGAGCCGGCUUCCAUCAGCUACGAGGCACCCGUGCCGCAAGACUCGUACGAGGCUCCCGCUAAGCCACAGGCCCAGUACCAGGAGCCUCCUCAGGGCUACCAGCCGGCCCCGGCCGCGCCUGCUCAGGGAUAUGACUCUCCGCCUGCUGACGCCUGGGGAUCUCCAGCCACCGACAUGCCCAAGAUCGUCUCGCUCGACGUGCAGUGUGACAAGUCACUGAUGCGCGUCAACGUCCAGUUCGACAAGCCCUUCAACGGCAUCAUCUUCAGCAAGGGCCACUACAGCAACUACAACUGCGUGCACAUGCAGCCCAACUCUGGCAGCGCUAACGCCCAGUUCGACAUCAGCAUCAACGCUUGCGGCACCACCGGAAACUCUGAUGACGGCCAGUACGGCGGUUACGGCAAGGACUCCGGCUCGGGUACCUACUUCGAGAACACGAUCAUCAUGCAGUACGACCCGCAGGUGCAGGAGGUCUGGGAUCAGGCGCGCAAGCUGCGCUGCACCUGGCACAACCAGUACGAGAAGGCCGUCACCUUCCGACCCUUCCCUGUUGACAUGCUGGACGUGGUGCGCGCCGACUUCGCCGGAGACAACGUGGGCUGCUGGAUGCAGAUCCAGGUCGGCAAGGGCCCGUGGGCGUCUGAGGUCAGCGGUCUGGUGAAGAUCGGACAGACCAUGACCAUGGUUCUGGCCAUCAAGGACGACGACAACAAGUUCGACAUGCUGGUCCGCAACUGCGUCGCUCACGACGGCCACCGCGCACCGAUUCAGCUGGUUGAUCAGGCGGGCUGCAUCACCAGGCCCAAGCUGAUGUCCAAGUUCACCAAGAUUAAGAACUUCGGCGCGUCGGCGUCUGUUCUCUCGUACGCUCACUUCCAGGCGUUCAAGUUCCCCGACUCGAUGGAGGUGCACUUCCAGUGCACGGUCCAGAUCUGCCGCUACCAGUGCCCGGAGCAGUGCGUCCAGGGCGGCGGAAUUGCCCCCGGCAUCGAGCCGCGGCCAGCCAACGCCUACGACGCCCCGCCUGCUGACGGUUACGACGGCUCCCGUAAGAAGCGUUCCACGCCCGAGGAGGCGCGCGACGUCGGCAUCAACCGGGUCAUCCAGGUGGUGUCUACGCGCGACCUGGCCUUCGCGCUGGAGAGCUCGGCCACCAACGAUACCGAGACGGUCGUGUUCCCCGUGCGCAACGACUCGCACAUGAUCUGCAUGUCGACGCCGGGCUUCGCGGCGACGCUGAUCGUCCUGCUGGCGAUCCUCAUCAUCUCGUGCCUGCUGUCGGCGUUCCUGUGCUUGCGGUACCGCACCUUCGGCGGCGACCGGUCUGUGCUCUCGGCAGCCUUCGAGAACCCCAUCUUCCUGCACAAGAAGGGUCACUUCUAAGCGCCCUCAGGCAUUACGGAUGAGCUCAUCAAGUCACAGGCGGAGCCGGUCGAGACUGCCGCCGCUGGUCGGCGAGAUGGUGGCCCACCCUAGCUCACUGUCUGCUGACCUGGGUUCUCUUCUCGUCACGUGAAGAGGCUCCAAGUCAGGGUGGACAAGUGAGGAGAUGGUCACUGGCGGCCGACCCGGCUUCGCCCCACCAUCCACUGCCGUUGUUGAUGGGUGUCCUCGCUGCGAUGUCGCGGCGAGACUCGUUGACAGGGCUGCACCCUCACCCCCACCACCCCUCAUCCCUCUCAAACGGGCCAGCUGACCCGGGUGGAUUAUAGGCAAACCGCAAAGGUCACCAGCUAAACUACGGACCAGGGGUACCCCCGCUAGACAGAGUACUGUAAUAUUUAUAGACUUGUGACUUUAGACGACCUCAACACAUACUUUCCACGCAGUUUGUCAGAUUUUGAUCUGGACUCACGUCUAAAAUUUCCGUAUGCUAGAGAAUGAGUGUAGAUGUUAGUUAUACCCUGAGGAUUCUAGUCCGAGGGAGUUGCCAAAUAACCAGACGUUUCCCUCAACUGUAGGUAUUUGUGCUGCUCAAUUGCAGAAGCUCAACUCGCUUAUCUAUUUAUUCUUGCUCAAGAGGGGACGUUGCUGGUGGCUGUGCGUUGGCAUGACAACGCCGGUCGUUUCGUUAUCCUGUUCUGCGGUGGAAGUUGGGUGGAAGGACUCACAAGGUGUUGUCGCUGUUAACUAGUUGUAAGGCCCAGUGCACAGGCACAGGAGAUCGCGAGUGAGAGCGUGCUAGAGUUGCAUUGCGUCUGAAAGGAGUACAAACUGCGUAUCGCACUCGAUACUGCACUAGCUGACAAGACAGCGGUCCGACCCUGGUCGGCUCUGGUGACCCCACCCGGGUCAGCUGGCCCUGCAGGGCCCCCUCCCCUCCCCUCCCCUCCCGUUCCCGAUCCCUGCCCUGCCGCCGGCGUCUGGUCACUGCCAUGUCCGUGACGUCACCAGAUGACGGAGUCCCGGUGAUGACGUCACUCCCGGCCCGGCCCGUGUCUGGCCCACUUUCUGCGGGUCAGACACGGGCCGUGCGGGGGCGGACGUCGGCCGUCUCCGACCAGAGACUGGCUGAACGGACCGUGACACUGACCGGUCGCCGGCAACACCGCUCCGUUCGUGGGGCAGUCGUCCCAGCGACUCUGUAAAUACUUGUGAUAUAUGCGUGUAUGUAUCCCUGUAUUUCCAGGACAUCUGUAGAUAGCCCUUUAUUUAUUUUGUUGUUGUGUGACCCUGCGACGGCGGGAUAUACUGUAGCGGCAGUGAGUCGCGCCUGGCCGACCCGCGUCCUGAGGUUCCUCCCUCGUCGGAUGUGGUGUCACGUCAUUGUUGAGCGCUCGUGCGGCGCUGCCUCAAUUGUUACUCUGUGUAAGAGAGUGUAAAUUGGCCAGGAGUGUCUGAUGGAUGGAUGGUGCGCGCGUUUUAGUGACGAGGAACGAGGUGUAAAUGAAUGAGCACUACUAAUUUGUGUGUAACAUGCUAGUGAGUGAAUGAAUAAAAGUAGUAAAAGAA
Amphibalanus amphitrite is the source of this 4388-nucleotide messenger RNA. RefSeq names its product collagen alpha-1(X) chain-like. The record is from RefSeq and is a predicted model, not a curated record. Bases 210 to 2819 code for a protein of 869 amino acids. The transcript has 3 exons. Lineage: Eukaryota; Metazoa; Arthropoda; Thecostraca; Balanomorpha; Balanidae.